Messenger RNA from Colletotrichum graminicola M1.001, 1683 nucleotides. RefSeq names its product immunogenic protein. NCBI's taxonomy places the organism in Eukaryota, Fungi, Ascomycota, Sordariomycetes, Glomerellales, Glomerellaceae. The record is from RefSeq and is a predicted model, not a curated record. Bases 1 to 1683 code for a protein of 560 amino acids. The transcript has 3 exons.
AUGGCCGAAGAACAGAAGCCCGUCGAAGUCCCCAAGGAGACUGUCCCUGCCACCACCGAGCAGCCCGCUGCCGAGACGAAGCCCGUCGAGACCACUGAGACUCCUGCCGACGCCGCUCCCGCUGCUGACGCGACCGUCGAGACUCCGGCUGCCGCCACCGAGACCCCCGCUGAGGCUGUCGCCGAGGCUGCUGCUCCCACUGAGGAGGCCAAGAAGGAGGCCGUCCCCGUCGAGGAGGGUACCCUUGAGCACAAGGGCGUCAACUUCCCCAAGAACUUCAUCUACUCCAAGGAGUUCUUCUGGUUCGGAAACGAUGCCGUCGAGUCCAAGAGCCUCUCCUCCUACCUGAAGAGCGAGAAGUCCGCCGAGACUGCUCACCACAACGCUGCCUGGGCUUCCCACACCGGCAAGGGCCUCCUUUUCUUCGGCGACAAGGCCGCUCCUCAGGGAGUCAUCAACUUGGCCGAUGCCUCUGAGCCCGCCGCUGAUGGCGCCAACAAGUUCCACUUCACUGCCAAGGGUCAGAAGCACACUUUCAAGGCCCCCAACGCCGAGGACCGUGACAACUGGAUUUCCCAGCUGAAGCUUAAGAUCGCCGAGGCUAAGGAGCUUGCCCCUACCGUCACCGAGACUGAGGCCUACAAGACCGCUCUUGAGAGCUUCAAGCCUGCCAAGAAGGAAGAGAAGAAGGAGGAUAAGCCCGCCGAAGCUCCCGCUGCCGAGGCCGCUGCUGUCGCCGAGACCCCUGCUGCUGAGACUCCUGCCGCCCCCGCACCUACCGAGGAGGCUGUCAAGGAGGAGGAGACGAAGAAGGAGGACCCCAAGCGCCGCUCUGCUAGCCGCAAGCGUGCCUCCAUCUUCGGCAGCCUCCUCGGCAAGAAGGAUGAGAAGAAGGAAGAGAAGGAGGAGGCUGCUGCCACUCCUGCUGAGGCCGCCAAGGAGGAGACUCCCGCCGCCGAGGUCCCCGUUGUUGAGGAGCCCGCUGCCGAGACCCCGGCCGCUCCCGUUGCCGAGGCUGCUGUCACUGAGACUGCUGCUGAGGACAAGCCCGCAGAGGCCGCCAAGGACGAGAAGAAGGAGAAGCCUAUCCCUACCAAGCGCAACAGCAUCUUUGGCGUCUUCGGCAAGAAGGAGAAGAAGGCUGCCGUCGCUGCCGAGCCGGAGGCCGCCCCCGCCCCCGCUAAGGAGGGCGAGGUUACCCCCGCUGCUGAGAAUGCUCCCGUUAUCCCUCCCGUUGAGGCUACCACCCCUCUGGCCGUUGAUGUUGCCAACCCCAGCACCGUUCCUACUGAGGUUAAGGAGACCGCUCCCGCUACCAAUGGCGAGACUCGCCCUGAGCUCAAGGAGAAGCGCAAGUCUUCCCUGCCGUUCGGCUUCGGGAAGCGCGACAAGUCUCCUGCCAAGUCCCCCGUUCAGUCUGAGGGCGAGGAGGCUGAGAAGCAGGAGAAGACCAGCGCCUUCUCCAAGCUCCGCGCUACCAUCAAGGCCCGUGGCAAGGCCGACAAGCCUGCCGACAAGGUAGAGAAGACUGAGGAGAAGACCGAGGAGACCCCUGCUACCGAUGGUGCUGAGCCCGCCGCCGAGACUCCCGCCGCCGAGACCUCCAAGGCCACCGAGGAGCCCGAGAACAAGCCUGAGAACGUCGCCUCCUCUACCCCUGCCCCUGUCACCGCCGCCGCAUAG